Recurvomyces mirabilis is the source of this 1437-nucleotide messenger RNA. It is a transcript of the gene CKA2, whose product is annotated as Casein kinase II subunit alpha'. The coding region runs from base 1 to 1437 and encodes 478 amino acids. The record is from RefSeq and is a predicted model, not a curated record. Gene Ontology annotation, biological process: regulation of transcription by RNA polymerase I; regulation of transcription by RNA polymerase III; regulation of cell cycle. The transcript is spliced from 4 exons. Lineage: Eukaryota; Fungi; Ascomycota; Dothideomycetes; Mycosphaerellales; Teratosphaeriaceae. Gene Ontology annotation, cellular component: cytosol; nucleus; protein kinase CK2 complex. Gene Ontology annotation, molecular function: protein serine/threonine kinase activity; ATP binding.
AUGGCGCGGGUGUACGCCGACGUCAAUCAGCAGAUGCCACGCGCAUACUGGGACUACGACAGCGUGAAUAUCAGCUGGGGGGUGUUGGAGAAUUACGAGGUGGUGCGCAAGAUAGGCAGAGGCAAAUACUCCGAAGUCUUCGAAGGCAUCAACGUCGUCAACUACCAAAAAUGCGUCAUCAAAGUCCUCAAGCCAGUCAAAAAGAAGAAGAUAAAGCGCGAGAUCAAGAUCCUCCAGAACCUCUCCGGCGGGCCCAACAUCGUAGCCCUCCUCGACGUCGUCCGGGACAGCCAGUCCAAAACUCCCAGCCUGAUCUUCGAGCACGUUAAUAACACCGACUUCCGAACCCUCUAUCCCAAAUUCCACGACAUGGACGUCCGCUACUACGUCUACGAGCUGCUCAAAGCCCUCGACUACUGCCACAGCAAAGGAAUAAUGCAUCGGGAUGUGAAACCGCACAAUGUCAUGAUUGACCACGAGAACCGCAAACUUCGCCUGAUAGACUGGGGUCUCGCGGAAUUCUACCACGCCGGGACAGAAUACAAUGUUCGUGUAGCCUCGCGCUACUUCAAAGGUCCCGAACUGCUAGUCGACUUCCAAGAAUACGACUACAGUCUCGACAUGUGGUCCUUGGGAGCCAUGUUCGCAAGCAUGAUUUUCCGAAAAGAGCCAUUCUUUCACGGGAACAGCAAUAGCGAUCAACUGGUCAAGAUUGCCAAGGUCUUGGGGACGGAGGAUCUGUUCGAUUAUCUGGACAAAUAUGAUAUCGAGCUUGAUGCGCAGUACGAUGAUAUUUUGGGGAGGUUCCCGAAGAAGAGCUGGCAUGCUUUUGUGACGUCGGAGAAUCAGCGGUUUAUUAGUAAUGAUGCGCUUGAUUUCCUGGACAAGCUGCUGCGUUAUGAUCAUCAGGAACGUCUGACUGCAAAGGAAGCAAUGGCACACCAAUACUUCGCCCCCGUCCGCCAAGCCGAAGCCGCCGAUCAACAGGCCCGCCAGAUUCAGGCCGCACUCGAACGUUGGCAAGAAAGGAACGCUGGACCCGUCAACCCACCACCAGCAUGGGCGCAGAACCUCGCACGCGAAGCCUAUGCUACGCUGGACCUCUAUACCGCUGUCCUCAGCGAACCAGAUAUCGACCGAGCUCUCACACUCUCACAUUUCCUUCCUCUCGCUAUGGCGGAACGAUUCGAGGCGGAAGCGGAAGUCGUCGGCUCGGAAGCGUGGCAAUGGCAGCAGGACAUGCAGAAUGCGAGGGAUUGUUGUUCGAAUGACUCCGCGUCUGGUUCGGAUGUGAGCGAGAACGCUCUGCCGCAUACAGCACGGGAGCCGGUUUCGCAGCGGCCUGGGGUGGUCUCAAAGGGCGAGAUCUCACCUCAUUUGAAGCCGGCAGAUCAGCUGGGGAUGGAGGACGAUGAGAUGGGAAUUGGUAGCGUUUAA